AUGUUCGCAGAAAAAUACAUUAUUGUAGAAUUGUUAUACAAUUAUCGUACAUCGUCAAAUAAUUCCAAAUUUUCUUCGAAAGUCCACAUAAAUUUACACAUCAUUUCAGGAAUAGACUCAUUUAAGAAAAAUCCAUCAUGUAUUAAAGAAACUUUUAAUCACUUGGACAGUGAAACUGACAAUUUAAGCAAGUUGCCGGUACUGGUGAUGGUAUAUGUGGUGGAGAUGAUGGUAUUGAGG
Funneliformis caledonium is the source of this 240-nucleotide messenger RNA. Lineage: Eukaryota; Fungi; Glomeromycota; Glomeromycetes; Glomerales; Glomeraceae. The record is from the annotation of a GenBank genome assembly.